Messenger RNA from Orcinus orca (killer whale), 9229 nucleotides. RefSeq names its product nudix hydrolase 16 like 1 (gene NUDT16L1). The record is from RefSeq and is a predicted model, not a curated record. NCBI's taxonomy places the organism in Eukaryota, Metazoa, Chordata, Mammalia, Artiodactyla, Delphinidae. The transcript has 5 exons. Gene Ontology annotation, molecular function: snoRNA binding. Gene Ontology annotation, cellular component: nucleus. Bases 20 to 655 code for a protein of 211 amino acids.
CGCGGUGGGUAGUGCCAAGAUGUCGGCGGCGGCGGUUCCGGAGCUGAAGCAGAUCAGCCGGGUGGAGGCGAUGCGUCUGGGGCCGGGCUGGAGCCACUCGUGCCACGCCAUGCUGUACGCCGCAAACCCCGGGCAACUCUUCGGCCGCAUCCCCAUGCGCUUCUCGGUGCUGAUGCAGAUGCGCUUCGACGGACUGCUGGGCUUCCCCGGGGGCUUCGUGGACCGGCGCUUCUGGUCGCUGGAGGACGGACUGAAUCGGGUGCUGGGCCUGGGCCUGGGCUGCCUGCGCCUCACGGAGGCCGACUACUUGAGCUCGCACCUGACCGAGGGCCCGCACCGCGUCGUGGCGCACCUGUACGCGCGGCAGCUGACGCUGGAGCAGCUGCAUGCUGUGGAGAUCAGCGCGGUGCACUCGCGGGAUCACGGCCUGGAGGUGCUGGGGCUCGUGCGCGUCCCACUGUACACCCAGAAGGACCGAGUCGGUGGCUUUCCCAACUUCCUGAGCAACGCUUUCAUCAGCACAGCCAAGUACCAGCUCCUCUUUGCUCUCAAGGUGCUCAACAUGAUGCCCGAGGAAAAGCUGGCUGAAGCUUUGGCUGCGGCCACAGAAAAGCAGAAGAAGGCCCUAGAGAAGCUGCUCCCAUCUUCCUCCUGAGCACAGCCUGCAGGCACCUCCAGGAAGCAGUCUGGCAGCACUGGCCAAGCGUGCACAAUGACAACAGGAGAGCCACCACAGGACAGGAAGGUCACCACUGGCAGUCUCCUAUGGCCCUACGUCUGGAAAGACUCCUCAGUGAAGCUCACAGUUUCCACAGCGCUGGCCUGGUAAGGAAAGCAAUGCUCCCGGCCCAGCCUGGGUGUCCCAUCUUAGAGCCUCGACGAAGUGGCUGGCACAUGUGGGCAAGGACACUCUGCUCUGUAAAUAAAACACCUGUACUUGCUCCUCUCUUAUUUCUGGGGCCUGCUUCGCUCUCCAGGUAGCUUUGUAGAAUCAUGGGGGUUCUGAUGCAAAGGUGGCCCUAGCUACAGGCAACAGAGGGAUGGGGCAGCAGGGAUCACGCAGUUGGUCCUGCCCUGAGCAUGGUGCUCUGGGCGAGGGCCCUGGCACAGCUUUCCUCUUACUGUGGUUUAUCAGCCAGUACCUCAGGCCGUGGGACCAGAACUGAACCCCUCACCAGCCAAUCUUAAAUUUUAUUUUCCAGCAAAUGACAUAUGCUGCCCAGGCACCCCGCCCCAGUCCUCACCUGUCUGGGCGAACCUCAGUGUGGCGCCUGUGGUGUGUGGGGACACGCUCUCCCCAAGGCCCUGCCUGCUCUGGGCCCCACUCCUGGUCUGGAUAACAGACCCUCGUCUUGCCUCAGUGCGGGCCUUGCUGCCCUCGCACCGGCCACAGCCCCGUCCUGUCUGCCAGCUGCUCCUGGGGCCCGAUCCUCUGGCCCUGGCCACUGCAGCUGCCCGCUCGCUGGCCUUCUGUCCUCUGGGCACACAGCUUCAGGGUGGAUCAGUCACCCCACGUCAGAUUCUGAGAAGGGAAAGGGAAGACUGAGGGGGGCGCUCGCUCGGCUGCACAGCUGCCCUGCUCUUGGGGCCGAGGUCCUGGACGGACAGACACUCACCGUCCCCCUGGCUAAGGCUCCCGCCAGUUCUCCUUCCCGUUCAGCACUUGCAGCUUCUCCAGGCUCUGGGUCACUAAGCACAGCACUCGCCCUGAGAACGGGGGCAGACAGUUACUGCUUCACAGUCUGGAGGGCUCGAGGACACAGGAAUGGAUGACCUUGAGGGCUGGUGGGCUGUCUGGCCCCCUGGACUCACCCAUCUCCUGGACUCGAUCCUCCAGGGCUCCCGACAGCUGAGGGAGGCUCAGGGCCUGCAAGGCGGCCUGCCAGCCUUUGGAGUCUGCAGGGCAGAGAGCUGAGUAGGCCUGGGGUCUGUGCUCACGGGCCCUGCCUUUCCAUCCUGAGCCACUGCGACCAAGGGACGCCCCCUCCCCCAACCUUUGGUGCCAUACGUCCCCCUCAUUAUAUCAGAGUGUUCUCCUCCCACUUGUGGAGCAAAGCGCUGACGCCAGUCAGGGCUCAGCCCCAGGAAUGUGUGUGAGGGCCCCUGCCUACUGGGCUAUGCCCUGGGGGGGCCCAGCCAGGGGCUGUAGAAGUCACUUGAGGUCUUGAACAGUGGAGGCAGCCAUGGCCCAAAGGCCACCUGGAGGGACAGUGAGGACAUGGGCUUGGGCACGUGAGAGGAUCUGGGGUGGGGUGGUGUCAGUGUGAUAACUGCACUGAGACAAGUGGUAAAACCCAGCCUGGGGAGGUGUCCCUGCCCUCUGUCUACCUGUUCUGGGUCCAGGACACUGCUCUCCUUACCAGCUGUGGGGAGGCCUGGGCCCAGCAUGGCCUCGAGCGGGGAUUCAUCCUGCUGCACUCGGGCGGACAGCUCAGCUUGACAGGCUCUGCCGGACACGAGAACCAAUCGCUGGUGAGGGGAGAGGCCAGGCGAUCGCAGACACCCUUCUCCCAGAGUGUGAGGCGGGGCUCUGCCCUGUGCGCCCUGCCAGCCUGUGCCUGUGCAGCCCGGGCAGAGAAAAGACCCACACGGGGCCCCUCUGCUGCCUGGUCUGCCCUGCAAGGAGGGACAGCCAGAUGAAACUGGGGUGGCGGUGACUCCAGGAGGCCCUGAAAACAACCCAUUCUUGGAAGAAUCUGGAGGAAACAGUGACUUGACUUGGCCUGGCCCUGGCCCGGGGGCAGCUCGGACACCCACUUACUGCAGCUGGUCCAGGACAAGCGCAGCGUCCCGGGCCAGGGCCCAGGUCUCCUGCAACUGUGCAUGGACGUCCUUGCGGGCGCCGUCCUGUUCCAGGAGGCAGCUUUCCACCACGGCCCGCAGCUCCUGUUCCUGUGACACCAGGCCCCGCAUGGCCUCCACCUCCUCACAGCGCUGCAGCGGGAGAGGCAGCAGGUGCAGCAGGCUGGUUCGGGGGUGGGGAAUGACCACUCGGGCAGGGUUCCCCCACCCCAUGUUCCAUCUCCGCCGUCAGACUGCCUCCUCCUCUCCUGGCCUGGGGGGACCUGUCUCCACCUUGGAGCCCCCCCGGCCUGGGCCCCUUCCUGCAAGCCCUGUGGUGUGCGCUGCUGACACCCUUUCUCCCUCCUGUGCCCACCUGUGCGCCCCGCUGCAUCCAAGCCAUGAUGCUUCCUGGCCUCACUGUCCUGUCACCCGCCCUGGCUGUUGCUCUCCGCUGAUUCUGGGCAUCUGUCUCCACUCUGUGUCCUCUGCACAUCCCCUGCCCCAGCUCUCUACUUACUUUGUGCAGCUGGAUGGCAAGCUCCUGCAUCUCGGCUUCAAGCCGGUCGGCGUAGGCCAGCUCCAAGGCAUCACUGGGGGGGCGGGCGCUGCUGUGCCAGCGGGCGAUGGCAGAGGUCAUCUUUCUCUUGGGCCCAAACAACCUACAGCAGGGAGUGAGAGGACACGGAUCAGCACCUGCUCUAUGUGGAGGUUCCGUGGGCCGUCCUUCUACCAAGACUGUCUGCUAGAAAGAUCCCAGCUUUGAAGGGGGAGAGUAGCCCCCAGGAUCCUGGGACAGAAGACAGAAAGCAUCGUAAGGAGUCGUGACCUUCCCACCCUGCCUGGCUGCUGCUUUCACUAGACAGGGAGCUGGGGCUGCUGGGGAUGCUCUCAAAGGUGGACAGUGGAAAAUGUCAGGGUGCCCUGAGCACAGCAGUGUCUGCUGGGCCAGCUCGGGGCCUCGGGACCCAGGCUGCCUGCACCUGAGCUGGGAGCAGCUGCAGAAGUGGACAGCUGACAGCAGGGAGAAAGCUGGCCACUGGACAGGAAGGGUCUCCACCCAAAUGCUGGGAGCUGCACCUCAGCUGGUUCCUGGGCAUCGUAGCCAGAGGCCUUGGGACUCACGUGAUGCCGAUUUCCUUCAGGUCGCUCUCAGUGAGGGUCAAAAAGAUGCGGAGGUCCACGUCCUGCUCCUCAAACACCUGCAGGUAUUUGAGGCAGCCAAUCUGCUCCAGCAGUGUGGCGAGGUCCUAGAGGGUGAGGAGCCAGGGCAGGUCAGAAGACAGGCAGGCCACGAAGACGUGGGGGCAGGAAAAGGCCUGUGCUGCACACAGAGCUGCCUUUCUCCUGCUGAGCACCUGGCCUGUCCUGAGCUCUGCUGACUCCCAAGUUCGGCAGAGAGCCUGGGCUGCCCCCUGUGUGUCCUCAGGCAGGGCAGGCAGGGCGUCUCUGGACCAGUAUCUUCACUGCAGCAGCAAGCACACCCUGUGGCAGGUCUGCGGCAGCAGCUCCUCUCGGUCUCUGCUGACCCGGGACUCUUCAUUUUUCCUUCACUCUGGGGGACAGUCUUUGCUGGACGCUGCACUGUUGGUUAACAUGUCGUCCAUGUCUUCUGGUCCCUGUGGUUUCUGAUGAGAAAUACGCUGUUAAUUGUCUGGAGAUCCCGUUGUACGUGCUGAGUCACUUGUCUCUUGCUCCAACAUUCUUUGUUUAGUGACACUCUGAUUGUGAUGUGUCCAGGUGUGGCUCUGAAUUUAACAAACUUAGAGCUCAUUCAGCUUCUUGGAUGUGCAGAUUCAUUUUUUGAUCAAAUCUGAGAAGAUUUGGCUUUUUUUUUUUUUCACUGAAAACUUUUUUUUUGGCCUUUUGGAUAGAAAUGGGAAUUUAUUUGCCAGGAAGGAUGAUCCCAUGGGACCAGUGCUGGGCCUCCUCUUCGCUAAUUCUGUGUUUGGUCACAAUGCAGCCUGCCCUGCACUUCUUGCCUGCGAUGCUGAAACCUGGCCUCCCCAGCACCACGUAGAGGUCCAGGCUGUAGGUACCAAUGCCUGGUAGUUUGAUCCCCAGAUCGACGUGUUCUUGGAUCCCCAAAUCAAAAUUUCCAGUAUCUGAGAGAUUAUUUUUUCUUAACUUGCAUUCUCGCACCUUUAGAUGUUUCUCCAGGAUUUCUUCUGCCUUGGCCCCACAGACUGUGCAGUGGACAGCAGUCUUUUCAUUUCCCCUGAUAAGAUUUGGCUAUUUUAAAACAUUUUUUCUACUUUUCCCUCCCUCCUCCCCAGGAACACCAUUACGUGCACGCUGUUACACUUGCUGGUGUCUCACAGGUUUCUGUUCAUUUUUCCUCAUUCUUCUUUAUCGGAUUGGAUAACCUCAAGUGAUCUAUGUUAAGUCUUCUGGUUCUCUCUUCUGUGUGCUCAAACCUGCUGUUGAGCCCCUCUAGUAAAAUUUUCAUCUCAGUUAUUGUACUUUCAGUUCCAGAAUUUCUAUUUGGUUCAUUUAUAUUUCUAUCACUUUACUGAUAUUCUGUAUUUAGACAUGGUUUCCUUUAGCUCUUGGAACAUAUUUUAUUCCUUUCUUUGUUUCUGUUUUACAAACCCUGUGUCAAGGGCUGACUUUCAGGAGAUGGCAGUGACGGAGCUGCUCUGCUACGUAGGAAACCCCGACCCAGAAGCAGGUAGCUUCGCCCCACCGGCUCCUCUGCCAAGCACAUACACCAAAUCUUGGAACACAUUUAAAGAAGCUGAUUUAAAGGCUCCAAUCGGCAUGUGUUUAAGGUAUGGAGAGGUCAGCUGCUCACCGAGCCUGGGAACACAGGUGCUGGAGAAAGCUCGCCAGAGGGGCUGCGAGGAGAAACCAGCAAAAUCACAGGCUUUUAGUGAAGAGCAGAGCUGUGACUUUAAUAAAUGGCAAAUGCUGACCUCUCUUCCACCUCUGUACCACUUAUGCCCGCAGAGGGUGGGAGAACACACUAGGCAGUGGCGCUGCUGUUGUACCUGUAAUCCUGGACAAACUGCCCAAUCAGAGCAGCCACGAUGAGAAAGGCAGCAAUUAAGUUCUCAUUAAGUCCCGACUAAGUGCCACUUUGCCUCUGCUUCCCAUGCAGCUUGUCACUGUCACCUGAAAGCAGUUCUGUGAUGCUGGUCCUGUGUUUCUCCUCCCCAGGCUCAGGGAGGCUGAGCUGAGCAUGGAAACCAGGGGGAGAGACGGAUCCCUCCAUGGAAAGGAAUGAACAGAAGCCCGGCAACUGGCUCCUCUCACCAUUAGGAAUCCUCUCAGCCCGAGUAGCUUUCUAGGUCGUGUGGAGAAAACCACCCCACUCUUUUCUCUCAACAGUGCCAGCCCCAUGGGAAGUACAAAUAACUGCCUCACAAAUCACAAGAAGCCCCACGGUCUUACCUGGGGUCCUGAGUAGGGGGACCUGUCAGUCUGGGGGAUCAAUCUUGGGGCACAGGAAGUCCCGGUGCCAGGAGGCCACUGGCUGUCGCUGCUGCUGUAACGAUUCUUGGUCUUCACGUAGCUUUUAGUUUGUUUGCGAACCGAGCUUUUCCGCGCAUGGUCCGAAUCCUGUGGUGAGAGGUGUGUGUUUAAAGCAACUGCGGGGGCUGGCAGCUGACAUGCUGCAUCCAAGCUCUGCUCCCUGCCCCACCGCCAGUGUAUGCGGCUUCCUCUGCACGCUCCCCUCACGGUGGGGAAGGUCUGAAACUUCCCGUAACUCCCCCGCCUGCCAGAGGCCUCCCCAGUGGCGGCCCCCGUGGCACUGCAUGGACACGCUCACCUCAAGUGAACUGCUAGGCAGCCCCCACGACGCCGGGGGAGGGGGAGGAGGGGGGGAGGGUCACCUCGUUGCUCUCCAGGGAGGCCUCGCUGCUGAGUUCCGGGGCCCGGGCCAGGCCCUCACUGCUGCUGCUGCUCCGCGCGGCCCCGAGGUGGGCACAGAAGGCGUGCUCUUCUGACAAUGGCGAAGACGAGGACGCCUGACCACAGGCCUCGCCCAUGGCGACUCCCCAGAGCCCUGUCCCCGAGCGGCUUCAGCCACAGCGCUCCCCGGCCCCUCCAAUCGUUCACUGUUUGCUUCUGCUUCACGCCGACUGCCAGGCCAGGCCCUUCCUCUCUAGGCUCGGCAGGGUUUGUCUGCUCUGUUCACCGAUAAAUGCAAGCAUCUAGCCAGUGCUUGGCACACAGGACACUCGGUAAACAGCUGUGGAAUGGACGAUGCACAUAACAUACGAAGACAUUUCCUAAGGACUUACCAGUCAAGAGACUAAGCCUGUCUGUCUGGACUGACUCCCAGAUCCUGCUCAGAGACCCUGGGUGAGAAGUCUCCUCACCUGUCCCCACGCCAGAUUAUGACUCUCCUCACAACAGCCAGAACCUUCUCUAACCUUCACCCUCUCCUCUGCCGGAUGGACCCAUCACAGGGCCACGGCCCAGCUGGACUGGUGGCGGGGGGGUGUGCGUACCCCGGCUGCUGCUGCUGCUGCUCUCCACAUCCCGCUCAUUGAUGGGGGAGGUGACGUCCCUGUAGCAGAGGCCCCCCUCUUCCAGGGGGUUCUCAUCGCUGCUGUUGAAGGUGACGUAGCCCCGUGGAGGCACCUGUUCUGUGGACAGAAUAGGGCAUGUAAAUCCACACGCAUGCAUAAGGAAGGACGAGUUCUUCCUUCCACACACAACCACCACCUCAGAGGGAUCUCGGCGAGGGGAGCCCCAGGACAGCAUUCUCUACUCGCCACGGUAACCUGGACAGAGCUGUGCCGUCCGCAAAUGAGGAAACAGGCUCCAAGGGGUUAGUGACCGGCUUGUGCCCAGCAGCGGGUGCACGUGGAGCCAGGCCUGGCAGUGGCGGCCUAUCACGCCACGCUGUUGCUUUGCCAAGAGGACAAAGUAGGAGACAGUAGGCUGUAUUUACAAAUUCCUGAGCCAAAGGAAAACUAUACUACAAGGUGUUCCCGCAGCUGGAAACAUCUACUCUCAUACACACACCGGCCUGCAUGGCCCCUGCGACUUUCCAGCACAGGGGCCAGUCAACCCCAGUCAAGAAGAUCCAGCUGAACAGGAAGGUAAGAGGCCCUGGCUAAACAUUAACGGCAGCGACAGUGAAUUAUAUAACCUCUGAAUGUCUGCCUGCGAGAAAACAAGAAGAGGCGGAACACAAACCAGUGUUUAAUUCCGCCUUUGCCCCUGCCUCUGCCCCACAGAAAGUACGUGUAUUUGCAUGAAAGAGCCUGGCUGGUGGGACCACAGUGUAAGAAGAAAAACAGAAUCUCCUGAAAGGCCGGAGCUGAGAGGCUGGUGAACACUCCUUCCUAUGCCCCGGCCACAGCUCAGGCAGGACAGGUGGCCUGGGCUUCUCCAAAGGAACAGACUCUGCUACUCAUCCCAGAGCCCCGAGCUCCCAGCUGCCAGACCGGACACCCGUGUCCUCACCUUCAGCACCAGCUCACCAGUCAGCCCCCUGGAUGCUGGGAGGAGGCAGGCCUGGUUACCAACCAGUGCCAGGACCCCUUCCAAGGGUCUGAGAAGGGAAUCAAGUCCUCACAUGGUCUCCUGGCUAGGAGGGGGUUCUGAGGGCUGCUCGCUAGACCAGCGGCCUGGCCACUGAUGGGUGAGACCCACACUGGAGUCUGGUCACUCAGGCCAGCACGAGAGACAGCGUCAAGCCCAACUCGCCCCAAGCACUCAGCGCCUGUGCUCCCCAAAAGCACUGCACUCAACACUCAGGAGCUGACGGUCUGACAAAAACUCAGGCCAUCUGGAAACUCAGGGUCUAGGGUUCUGGCCUACCAGGUGUCUGGUGGGCAGUUCUCAAAUCCACACCCUGAGAAAAGAGUGCGAGGGCAGAGUCCUCCCCAGGGGAUGCGGCAGAGACAGGAAGGGGACUCAACGGUCACGUUCUCCCUGCUGGGCUGACCCACCCACGUGAGGAAUGGAUCCAAGCUCAGUUAUCUCUCUCCUACAGGAGAGAAUGUUCUAUUUGUAGUUUUAACCAACAGAAAGGAAACUCAAAGGACGAACCAAAACCCAAGAGCGAGACACUGACUAAUGUGUCUCCAUCCCUGUGAUGGAUUCUGAGUCCUUGAGCUGCUGCUCCCACCCGGCAGCCCAGGCGGCCCCCACAUCAGGAGCCUGAGAGUUGCUCGUUCUCUCAGACAGAAUCCUAGACUAUGGUGUCAAAGCCACCAGGAUCAUGGGGCACUAACCAUAGCAAGGCUGCUGUAUCCUGCCUCCGAGUCCAAUAGCUGUGAGCCUGGCCAAGGCUCGCGGCCCCUCGUGGAUGCUGAGGCCCUUCUUCCGACAGGGCCUCUGUCUCUGAGGGACAGGGCAGGAUUCAUCUGAAGAGCUCAGAUCUUCGUAUUUUUCUGUGGGUCAAACACCAAAAUUUAGACAGUAUGUUCAGUGAUGGACUAAUUUACUAAUCCUUAUAAUGAACUGAAAUAAAAAUCAUCGUAAUUGC